This is a messenger RNA of Pecten maximus, 2449 nucleotides long. Its product is annotated as nucleoside diphosphate-linked moiety X motif 19-like. The transcript has 3 exons. Gene Ontology annotation, cellular component: mitochondrion. Gene Ontology annotation, molecular function: hydrolase activity, acting on acid anhydrides, in phosphorus-containing anhydrides. Bases 99 to 1247 code for a protein of 382 amino acids. The record is from RefSeq and is a predicted model, not a curated record. Lineage: Eukaryota; Metazoa; Mollusca; Bivalvia; Pectinida; Pectinidae.
CCAGAGACUCUGAUCAAUUUUCAAUAUGGAUGCGCACAUGUUUCAAAGUCCGACUGUAUUUUGAAAGAUUUAUGAAAGAGUCCACACGAUAGGUAAAUAUGGCAGCAGUUCUAAAGCACUGGAGAGAAGCUGCUACAUUGAUUUUAGUUGCUAAAAGGGCCCCAGUAAUCUCUGGUAUCAGUAACCGGAUCGAGAAGUCUAUAAGAAAGUAUGAUUAUGACAUUUUGAUGUUGAAAAGAAGCAGUAGAAGCAAGUUCAUGCCCAAGUUGUACGUGUUUCCUGGAGGUGCAGCCCACGAUGUAGACUUUUCAAAAGAAUGGAUAGAUGUUUUCAGAAACUGCCAAAUAGAUAGUUUGCUCGAGUUCGUGAAACUAGGAGGGGCGGGACCGUCUAUGUUUAGCAGACGACGUAGCCCAGAAUUUGAACACAUACCCAGUGAGCUAGCAUUUCGGAUUUGUGCUAUACGAGAAACAUUCGAAGAAUCUGGAGUCCUAUUAGUGAGGAAUGGUGCGGAUUCUCUUAACAGCAAUAGCUUAGAAACUCCUGUCUUUGGAACCACUAGCAGUUUUUCAGAUUCAGUUAUUCAGUCUUGGAGACAGAGGGUGAAUGAAGAUGCCAGUGAAUUCUUGAAAAUGUGUCGGGAAUUACACAUCGUUCCCGAUGUUUGGUCACUCAACGAAUGGUCAAAUUGGUUGACCCCAGUCAUGAUGCGUUCGGGUCAAGGUCGGUCAAAUAGACGGUUUGAUACUGCAUUUUAUGUGUGUGUCUUGGACCAUAUGCCACCUGCUCUUCAAGAUAAUACAGAAACUGUACAUGCAGAGUGGUCCUCACCAGACAAACUCCUGAUUGAUCGCUCAGAAGGUGGUCUAGCCCCACCACAAGUGUAUGAGCUCUGUCGAAUGCUGCACUUCACUGAUGCUGACAAACUUAACCAGUUUGCAUGGUCAAGAGCUAAGACUUGUAGUCGUGUCGAGAGAUACUUUCCUGUACCAUGUAUCUGUAAGGAUGGGAUAAUUGUCCUCUAUCCAGGUGAUGAGCUGUACCCAGAGGAACCUGAUUUUGAGGGGAAGAAUCCUUUCACCACAUAUGAUUUUACUAUGGAGGAGCUGAAAAAGAAAUAUCCUCGUAUGAACAGGGCAUUCAAUACACCUAAUGGGCCACUUGAGGUUACUGUAGAGCCAAAGGAUGGACACAAAAUGCCGCUGUUAAAUCUGUCCUCUAUUGGUAUGACUGUUGCAAAACUGUAAUAAAUUAUCCAGAGUAAGCUGUGUGUGAAAUAGUGGUUUAUAUAUGCCAUGUGUAUUUGGAUUUUAUUUAAUUAUGUAUGGAACAAAUAUGCAAGUGUAUAGGUACACAUGAACUGUUGUUGGGCAUUUGUAAAGUAGAAAGUGCAGUAUUGGUAAUUAUUUCUAAGUUACCAAGAGAUAGACUUAUCGAUGAAAUAAAUAACUGUUAUAUGAUAGAGACAGGCCUUAUUAGCUGGACAUGUUCGUCUUGAUGUGAAGAUUAUUUAUAAUUAUUCAAUUCAGAAUUUAGAAAUAUAUACACAAAUGUAAUAAUCAGGUAUUUUGACAAUUCUGGUUGUGGAAUUAUACAAAUACAUGUACAUAGUAUCCUGUUUUAUUUUACAAUAUUCUGAUGAACCUCAUCAUGAAAUCAAAAUCUGGCAAAUUAAACCUUGAUUUAUAUAUAUACAGAUCUCCAGUGUAACCAUGUAAAAUGUCACUACUAAAUUGAAGGUUUGGGAUUAGCCGUUUGAUAGUUCCAUACAAAUCCCUUUAAUGGCUGGUGUAUUUAUCUACCUCUGGUAUGUUUUGGUAAAAAUGCUGUUCAGUCCAUCUGGUCUUAAAAACACUUGACAUGUGUUAAGAAGAUCUUCAAUAAUUGGUGUCUCAUUACCAUGCUUACACUGUUAUUACUUGAGCUAUUAAUCUAGGAAAUUAAAAUAAAGUGUUCUAUAUUCAACCUGAUAUAAACCUACCUGCCAAAUAUUUAUAAGCAUAUAAUUUUGUUGUACUUUUGUAUUAAAGCAAACAGUUUUUAUUUGUAUUUGGUCAAUCAUGAUAAAAAAAGUUUUAUAGCGUGUUUAAUUUUUUUAGUAUUGAUAGAUGUCCUGUAUUAAUUUGGAAAUCACAGUUACCACAUAAUUCAUUUGGUUUGUGACCAGUCAAUGAAACACUACAAACAUAUCUAUAGGAAAGGAUAAGAGCAGUGACCAGGUGGACCCAAUGUUAACUUAUACUGAAGGCAGAUAUAUCUAGAUGUAUUGUCAGAUAAAGGUUUUACAGUAUUAGAGAUACAGGAGAAAGGACACAUUCACUACCUAUAUAUACUGAUGUUAUUUUGUGUUGAAAAUUUACAGAUCACCAUUGAUUUUAUUCCUUUACUGUUCAUGAUUAUGUAAAUAAAUAUUAUAAUUUAUGAAUAAUAAAAUUUGCUAUAUUUUUGA